AUGGAAACAAAUAAAGUGCCAACAUCUACUUCAACAACUGUAUCAGCUACUUCAGCUGCUAUUAAUCCAUUAUUUGAUCCUGUUGCAUUGCAAGCAGCAUACCUUGCUGCUGCUCAACUACAUAACCAAUUACAGCAAAAUUCUCAUUUAGCUACUACUGUUAAUGCAACUGCUUUACCAUCUACUAUUACUACUGCAAAUACCAAUGAUAUUCAUGCAACAUUACAUAAAGCUACAACACCACCAUCCUCACCAGCAUGCCUUUCAUCAUUAUUUGUAGGUAAUGAUCGAUUGUAUUCUUUACUGCCACCACAAUUACAGUCCUCCUUAAAGCAACAACAACGUAACUUUCUGCAACAACAACAACAACAAUCAAUAAAUACCUCAUUGGCACAUCAUUGCUCAGCAUUUUCACCAAUAAAUACGGACUUACCUGGUGCUUCUAUAACUACUGCUCCUUCCUUACUUACACAACCAUCAUCACUACCUCCGAUACCUCCUGUACCUCCUAUAGCAUCGUCACAACAAUCCCUUGAUUUACUUCUUAUGCAAAUGCAAAUGGCUACAGCUGCUGCAGGAUUUUUUCCUGCUGCUUUCAAUGUCCUUCCACCAGUUACUGCUGCUGCAUUGGGAUUGUUAGCGCCACAGUUUCGAAUGCUACAACUUGGUGAUCCAAACUUCUCACCAUAUUCAGUUCCAGCAAAUGCAAAUGGUGUAUUCACACCUGAUGUUAUGAGUAAGGAUACCGGUGAUACAACUGCUAUUGAGAGGUCUUUACUACAAGCACAGAUUAAUUUAUUGGCUAAUGGAUCGUCAUUAUCAUCUGCUGUCAGUGAACAGACAUGUUCAAGUGGUACGAUAUCUCAUAUGUCACUUAAUGGUAUCGCAUCUUCCCUGGUUCAACAGCUAAAUCCCCCAUUAAAUCACAACUCAUCGCAUAAUAACAGUAAUAGUAGUAAACAGCAGCGUAUUCAAAUGAAAAGGCCUUACGAUGAAAUGUCAAUACUACGAUCUCUCUGUAGUGAAAAUCACACUACUGAGCGAGAAACAGAAGUGAUAUGCGGAAAGCGGAGCAGAGUAGGUGCCAACGAUGAAAGUGGACGACGGAGCUUGCAGAAAUCCACAAAAGCGUGUAACUCAGGGAAAAACCAACAACAAUGUUUGGUGGAACUCGACAACAAAGAUUUAUUGGAUGGAAGCUCGAAAAUUAACAAAGAGAAGUGUACAAUAUCUGGCCUGUUUGAUCAAAAUUCACCAGACCGUCAUCAUCCCGUAAAUCACCGUCCACCAGCCAUGGAAGCACGAUUUCUGGAAUGUAUGGCAGCUAUCGCUCUUCAUUCAAACAUUCCUUUGCCAACGAAAAAAGAAAAUAUGAUCCGCAGUACAAGUGUCAAUGAAAGUAGAGUGGAAGAAAACGAUAUUAAUGGUAAAUCCGAAAAACAGAAGCAAUCUACAAGGAAUACAGAAUCAGAAAAUUCAAGCAGAACAGAACUGAAAAGCAUUCCAUCACCUGAUCGACCUAUAUUCAGUGAAAAUGCUGCUGCUACUACCAUCACUUCGAAUGAGAAUGAGAAUAAAAAAUGUUGGCCAAAUUCAGCAAUAGAUGAAGAACUCUGUAAGGAACUAGAAAAUUACAAGGAUUCGGAUGUUCCAGUGAUUCAUGCAUUUGUCUUACCGGCGAAGCUAUCAAAUUCGGCAUCAUCAUCUGUUUCUGAUGAAAAAUACUCGCAAGAUUCAUCAUGUACAGUGGUACCGGAAUCAGUUGCGGUACCGGUUCCAAUUCUCAACACACUUUUAGAUCGCAUUCUACAAACUAUGCUUGAUUCCUAG
Molecule: messenger RNA, 1830 nt
Organism: Cercopithifilaria johnstoni
Lineage: Eukaryota; Metazoa; Nematoda; Chromadorea; Rhabditida; Onchocercidae
Source: the annotation of a GenBank genome assembly